GAGGACAGCAGCGAUUGAAGUGACAGCUGGGAGAAGGCAGUGGUCCUUGGAGCCAUAUCUGGUAGGGAGAGGCCACGUGCAGCUGAGCAAAGAGGGUAGGAUUUCCCUCCAGCCCCAGAGCUGGGCACACCUGCCUUCAGAGCUUCCCCACGCUGGGCGAGCCAGGCCCCGGCGCUGGCCUUAUCUCAUUUACUGUCUCAGAACCACCUGAAGAGGGAGAAGGGAACCCGGCCCUAGGAGGGAGAGAGUCAUCAAAGCCCCCACAUCUGUGACCAGCCUCAGUGCCAUACUUUUUCUAUGGGGGUCCUGUUCAAUGGAACUGAGCACGAACCAGAUAAAAGAACGGGGCACCCAGUGGCCUCAUUCCAGGGCCUGGAGUCCAAACUUGACUGGAAACAAAGGAGCCGACAGAGACUAGGGAGGGAACUGCCAGAAAGGAGCUGGUACCCCCAUGGGGCUGUGGGUUUUGGAGCCUGGUGCCCCCACCUGAGCCUCAGGGGGCCUGGAGUGUCCACCCCAGUGGACCUUUCGAGAAAUGGCUAGGCCAUUGUGCAGAAGAAUGCCCGGAAAUCCCGCACCUCCCUCCUCCAGCAAGGAUGGGGGCUCUUCCUCCUGGCCAGGAAACUCCAAGUUGGCUUCCGGAGGCUGGCCUGGGGGCUGGGGUGCCAGGGACACCAUUGCCACUGGUGGGAGGGCAGGGCACAGCCCCUCUGUGUCCCUUUGUCUCUCCUGUCUGAACGCCAGAGCAGGCUGCUAGGCCCGGGGCCACCACUGCCCUUGGGUGCACACCCAGUGUGCUGGGUCACUGGGACUUCCUGAAGUGGUGUCACCUGAGCUGGGAACCCAAGGAUGGGGUGCGGGCAAUACUGCAGAAAGAGGAGCAGCCCCAGUGAAGAUUGAGAGGUCUGGGAAGCCCCUGCGGCUUGGGAGAGUGGGAGUCGCCAGGCAGGGGAAAGCCCCUAUUGCCACCACUUUGUUCCAGAGACUCAGGCUCCAGAGAGGCAGUGAGUGGUGUGGGGGGUGAUGCUGGGGCUCUGGGUUUGACCUCCACUUGACUGCCUGGCGUCUGUUUGCCAUGGGGUGGGAGAAAGAGUGCCGGGACUCAGAGCGGGGCUGGAGAGUGAGAGUGCUGGAAAGGGCCUGGGUGGGGCUUGGACUCCGGCGUGGGCUUUCUGGAGAGCCCCCUACGCAGGCCUCUUCAGCAGUGAUGGGGUGGGGGGGCUCCUGCAAACCUUGGUCAGGGAGCGGAGUGGACCCCAGUGGAAGAGACUAUCGGGCUCAGUAGGGGAUGUGGGGGUGAAUCGGGUGGUGCGGGCUGGGGGUCAAGUGCCUUCUGAAGUGACGGAGCCGGGACACGCAGGGAGGCGGCCUAAGAAGCCCACCACAGAAUGCGCUCGGCCGCUACUAGGACAACACGGGGGGCGGCGGCCGGGCGGGGAGCUGUCCCGCGCCCUCAGCUACCCCCAAACGCCGUUGUUUCCCUAACUUUAGCUGCCAGGGGCUCUGUGAUUGGCUGCAGGACGGCGGCCUGCACACGGAUUGGCUGCUUCGGGCCAGGGGGCCGGGCCCGGGGGACAGAAUCCGCCCCCGAACCUUCAAAGAGGGUACCUCCCGGCCUGAGCCGGCAGACCGAGGAGGUGCGAUUGACCGGCGGGGCAAGCGGGCUGGGGCCGGGAGCCGGGAGCGCGGGCGUAAAGGCACCAGGGCCCGCCCAGGGCGCCGUGCCACACAUUGGGAAUUCUGGGGGACGUCGGGCGCGCAUCUCGCCUCUAGCCAUGGGGUCGGCAGCUUUGGAGAUCCUGGGCCUGGUGCUGUGCCUGGUGGGCUGGGGGGGUCUGAUCCUGGCGUGCGGGCUGCCAAUGUGGCAGGUGACCGCCUUCCUGGACCACAACAUCGUGACGGCGCAGACCACCUGGAAGGGGCUGUGGAUGUCGUGCGUGGUGCAGAGCACGGGGCACAUGCAGUGCAAGGUGUACGACUCGGUGUUAGCUCUGAGCACCGAGGUGCAGGCGGCGCGGGCACUCACCGUGGGCGCCGUGCUGCUGGCGUUCGUUGCGCUCUUCGUGACCCUGGCGGGCGCGCAGUGCACCACCUGCGUGGCCCCAGGCCCCGCCAAGGCGCGUGUGGCGCUCACGGGCGGCGUGCUCUACCUGCUCUGUGGGCUGCUGGCGCUCGUGCCGCUCUGCUGGUUCGCCAACAUUGUCGUCCGCGAAUUCUACGACCCGACUGUACCCGUGUCGCAGAAGUACGAGCUGGGUGCAGCGUUGUACAUCGGCUGGGCAGCCACUGCGCUGCUCAUGUUAGGCGGCGGCCUCUUGUGUUGCGGCGCCUGGGUCUGCACCGGCCGUCCUGACUUCAGCUUCCCUGUGAAGUAUUCCGCGCCGCGGCGGCCCACGGCUACCGGCGAUUACGACAAGAAGAAUUACGUCUGAGGGCACUAGGCAUGGCGGGGCCCUCCUGCCAGCCACGCCUGCGAUGUACUGGAUGAGCCUGGGGAGCCCCACAGGGACCACGGCUUCUGCUGGGUCGCACCUCCUGCAGGCUCCGCGGAACGUCCGGCUCUGCACCCAGACGCAGCUCCUGGCCUGCCUGCACCCGCAGCCGGCCCUCUCCUGCCACCAGCCGAGCCCUACCUUGAACAGAUGGACUUAGACAGUUUCCUUUUCUGUUUGCGGCGGUUUCCAUAGGCAGAGCCGGUGUAAGACUGAGGAUGCCACUUUCCGCCGAAGACGCUGGGGGUCUUGGCUGCUGCCUUACUUCCUAGAGGCUCCUGCUGACUUCAGAGGGGCGGAUGGAGAGCCCAGGGCCCCCACCAGAGAGAUUUGUACAGCUGGUCUUUACCCCACUGGCGGGGCCUGAGGCCAGGACCAGUGACUUGGCCAGGACCUCCCGGUCUCACUCAUCAUUUCCCCAGGCAAGGCUUGUGGGCACCGGAGCUUGAGAGCAGGGGGGAGUGGGAAGGCUAAAAAUCUGCUUAGUAAAUAAUUUGAACUCUC
Molecule: messenger RNA, 2996 nt
Organism: Callithrix jacchus (white-tufted-ear marmoset)
Lineage: Eukaryota; Metazoa; Chordata; Mammalia; Primates; Cebidae
Gene: CLDN5
Product: claudin 5
Cellular component (GO): membrane; bicellular tight junction
Molecular function (GO): structural molecule activity
Source: RefSeq, a predicted model, not a curated record